Porites lobata is the source of this 3158-nucleotide messenger RNA. NCBI's taxonomy places the organism in Eukaryota, Metazoa, Cnidaria, Anthozoa, Scleractinia, Poritidae. The record is from the annotation of a GenBank genome assembly.
AUGAAGGAAGAAAGUCCUCCGAUCGAACAGGAAUCUUCACAGCUGUCUUCAGCUGUUCCUUCACCAACAGAGAAAAGCAGGAAAGUCGAAAGAAGCAGUUUUUUAAGCAUGGUACAUAUAGUCGCUGUGGGACUCCCUUUAUUGGUGAUAUGGUUUGCCCAACCUGGAACAAGUAAGUGAUCUUUACAUCGUUCAUGUUUGUUUUUCAUGUAAAAUCUUAUAAGCUGAAAGAGGCUAAACGCUUUUUUACAUAUAGAAACCUUUCACUAAAGUCGCCCUUUUGAAAGAAGUCAGUCUAAAAGUUUAAGAAAAUUGUUUAGUACUAAUCUAAAGAUUUUUCUUAAAUUUUUAGCUAACUUAAACAAAAUACCCGGACGAUCAAACUCAACCUACUUUUGAAAUGACUCCUGGGUUCAAACCUUUCUCAGUUUUGAACAAAAUAUUAGUGCAAGUAAAUAGAUUCCCUACUAUUAGAGGUGAGACUCUAAAAAAUCCCUGAACCAAAAUUAAAGUUCAAUAAGCUUAAGCUUAUUAUUUUACCUCAUCCUUUUUUACCAGUGUACUAUAUACAUAAACAAAGUACUUGAAAAUUUGGUGCUCUUUGCUCUGUUGGUGAGGAAUUUGGUUUCAUCAUGGGAGUUGAGAAUGUAAACUGAGUACCUUAAUAAAGUGAUUUAAAAGCUGACCUCAGGCAACGUGCUAUCACCAAAAACAUCAGCUUUUAGAUCUGUGUACAGACCACAGUAUAAUUCUCCCCCAAAAUCCUAAACAUGUGAAUUUUGGUAGAAUCCAGAGUAUUCCCUUGUCUCCACUGGUAACAUGAAACAAAACUGAAUAAAUUUUUCAAACCAUACAUCUUGUGGUUUUCUUGUGUUUUUGAAAUUUGUUUUGUUCUUCGUCACAAUCCAUUUAGGUCUGUUUUCGUGGCAUCCUACCCUUAUGACGUUGAGUGUGAGUAUGUUGGACAUGAAUGUAUAUUUUGUUAGAUUCCGAGAGUAAAUAAAUCAAAAUUCAGGGGAAAAAAAUUUGUAAAUACUGAAGGAUGAAUCUUUCACCAAGUGAAGAAAUAAUAGGAUCAACUUAUUUAACACAUGAUCUUAUACCUGCAUUAACUCCGUCAAUCAAUUUAUUGCCUAAAAAAUAAAUGACAAACAGUUUGCUUUCACUGGCAUGAAACAAUGACAUAUUUAUGACUUCACCUUGCGAUCUCUGGGUCUUAUUGGCUAUGACUUUUGUUGGUCACUUCCUUUGAGAAUCCUGUGGAGAUGAGGCUGUAUAGUUACUUAAAACAUCUGAUCAGGACUUGAAAAAUCUGUUUUUGGCCAUUGCUGUUUACUGCUCCUGUUUGUAUUCUAUGUGCUUUAAAAUAUGUUGACCAAGCCGUGGUUGUUUUGACUCCUCUGAACUUAUUUUGGCUGUCCACAAAUAACUUCAUUUCCUUUUUAUUUCAGUUUGGUUUCCUGAUGUUUGAGGCAAUCCUGAUGUUUUCACCACAAAGUUCACUUAUCUUGUCAUUCCCUCGUGCAACCAAGAUCAAAUUCCACUGGAUUCUACAAACUGCAGCUGUGAUCUUUGCACUAGGGGGCUUUGCAGCUAUCUAUAUCAACAAGAAUAUGCACAACAAACCACAUUUUCAAAGCUGGCAUGGACUUUUUGGUUUCUGCACCGUUAUCCUCAUCUGUCUUCAGUCUCUCCAGGGUGUAGCUGUUUUGUACCCAAAGUGGCCUCUUGCAAGAAAGAUGAAACCACGCCAGUUGAAACAGUUGCAUGCUGUUUGUGGAUCUCUUGUGUUUCUUGUUGCCUGUGCUACUCUUGGUCUUGGCUUUUACUCAAACUGGUUUACAAAGAAUGUUCACGUUUAUGUUCAGUUCUGUAGUGUUUUGUCUUGUAUAGCAUUUGCGGGCAUUGUUACUGGCCAGGUAUAUACUGAGUAUGGCUUAAAGAGGCCUCUUGGAACGUAAUAGUUGUUUGAAUAUGUAGUCUUUUUUUGUUCUUCCCAAUUAUAUGAACUGCUUUUUCGGAAGCUUUUGCCUUGGAUAAAAAUUUUACAAAUCUAAAAAAUAAUGUAUUCAUUUUAUUAAAUACUUAUUUAACAGCAGUGACUAACAUGAGGUAGAACUACAUGCUGGUUACAUUAAGUGUAGUUCCAAGCAUUUUAAAUUUCAGACUCGUUUUUUUUUUUUGCUGGGGCUCAUGAUAAUGUUUGGUUGGUUUGAUUGAUUUCCUUUUUUGAACCAUCUCAGACUAUAGUUGAAAUGCUAGUGAAAAGCAGUAUGCAGGAAUUAGCAGACCUCAAUUUUGCAAAAAUUAAUAUAAAUUAUGCUUGUUUGAUAAACUUUACUUGCAUGUGAUGUGUAGCGGUUGUGUGUGUGUUGAGGAAUAGGAACCAAAUAUUAGUAUAGCCAGCACUAUCACGUUUUUAGCCAAAAAUGGUUGAACUUAUCUCAUACCUUUAUCUUUAUGCCAAUUACAAUGCUGUCAUUAACACAGAGGGGUAGAAGGACAUAGAAAGCUUUUAGGAAGGCAGACAAAAGCAGGAAAACAAAAGGAAUGAAAAGUUUAAUUUGUUAUGUAACAAGGAAGUCAACUUGGAAUAGUUACAAAAUUCUCUACUUCUACAGUUUUCUGCUUGCACAUAGGGGUAGGGGGGUAGAAGGACAUAGAAAGCUUUUAGGAAGGCAGACAAAAGCAGGAAAACAAAAGGAAUGAAAAGUUUAAUUUGUUGUUUAACAAGGAAGUCAACUUGGAAUAGUUACAAAAUUCUCUACUUCUACAGUUUUCUGCUUGCACAUAGGGGUAGGGGGGUAGAAGGACAUAGAAAGCUUUUAGGAAGGCAGACAAAAGCAGGAAAACAAAAGGAAUGAAAAGUUUAAUUUGUUGUUUAACAAGGAAGUCAACUUGGAAUAGUUACAAAAUUCUCUAUUUCUACAGUUUUCUGCUUGCACUAGACAGAUACAUUAUCAGUUCAUAUUAAAUUCAAAUCAUGUGAAACUAUUAAACUGAAUACCAAAGAUUUUUACCAAUAGGACAAUUGCAUGAUAAACAUCAUUUUACAACACUGUACAACUACCAGAAUGCUUUGGUUUGUUGUUUUCUUGUGCAAACUAAGGCUAUUGUUCUUUACACCUCAGCAGGAUCACCAAUUUUAAACAGCAAAG